Messenger RNA from Pistacia vera, 726 nucleotides. RefSeq names its product secreted RxLR effector protein 161-like. The coding region runs from base 1 to 726 and encodes 241 amino acids. The transcript has 3 exons. The record is from RefSeq and is a predicted model, not a curated record. Lineage: Eukaryota; Viridiplantae; Streptophyta; Magnoliopsida; Sapindales; Anacardiaceae.
AUGGUUGAUUCCAAACUGGUUUCUAUACCUCUAGCCAACCACUUUGUGUUGAGUAAAACCCAAUGCCCCGAAACUGAAGAUGAAUUGAUAAGAAUAGAAUCUGUCCCAUAUGCUAAUGUAGUUGGAUCUGUGAUGUAUAUUAUGAUAAGCACUAUGCCAGAUUUAUCAUUUGCCAUUUCUAUGCUGAGCCAAUUUAUGGCUAACCCUGGUAGUGAGCAUUGGCCUGCUCUAAAUUGGGUUUUAAGAUAUAUUAAUAAUUCACUUGAUGUUGGGUUAGAAUUCUAUAAAAGACAUGCUUCACUUGAUUUGGUUGGGUUUGUAGAUUCAAAUUUUGCAGGUGAUAAAGACUCAAGAAAAUCAUCUACCUCCUAUUAUUUCACUAUCAGUGGAAACUGCAUAAGCUGGAUGUCUCAGCUACAACCAGUAGUAGCCCUCUCAUCGACUGAAGCAGAGUAUAUUUCCAUUGCCGAUGUGUUCAAAGAGGCCUUGUGGUUGCAAGGGAUAUUAUCAGAGGUUGCCACCGAAGACAAUCCUGUAGAUAGGGGCACAAAGAUUGUCACUCUUGCCAAGGGUGGCAGGAGCUAUGAGAGACUUGGUUAUGAGCUUGCUGCAUUAAAGGAGUCUCAAGCCUUCAAGGUGGAAAUUGUUGAAGUAAAGGCUCGCAUUGGAGAGUUAGUGGAACGUUGUCGUUUUGGGGGCUUAGCUGAAUUGGAUCCUGACCAUUGA